UGGGGUCCCCAUUGCCCCCCCCAUGCUGAAUAUGUUGGGGGUCCCCAUUCCCCCCAGUUCAGAGGUUGGUGGGGUCCCCAUUCCCCCCCAUGCUGAGUAUGUUGGUGGUAGGGUGGUGGUGCCCCCUCUCAUUCCCCCCUUCAGAUGCGGAGCAGGGUAUGCUUGCCUGCACCUGCCUCGUGCAGGAGGGUGAGGCCCUCUCCAUGCCAGGCCGCACAGUGUGACUGGUGCUACAGUCAGGCUGUGUUUUAUUCCCAUGGGGUGUGCGUGAUGUUGCACAGAGCCUGCCUUUGCUUGCACAGCACGUGCACGGGCACGUGGGGGUUUCUGGGGCACGCGUGGGUGAAUAAAAUCAGAUGAGCAUGUAUAGGCGUGUGUACAAUGGCACAGGUUACCAGAGCAGGUGUGGGUGUAACAGCUCAUGGCUGUGCAAAACCUUGAACGUGUGCACGGUGCUUUAGGAGAAAUAUGUUGACCUCUGGGCAUCUUGGGCAGAAAGAAUUAGGGCAGGAGCAGAGAGGUGGCGGGCAUGCCCCCCUCCAAGGGGAAGCCUCCGUUAGAAAGCGGCUGCCGUGAAGCGAGGGGGCUCUGAAGAGGGUUUGGCCAGGGGCGAGUCGGCUCAUGCCGUGCACAGAAUCGGCCUGGAAAUGCCAAGUGCAAGGGCCAGCGUUGGAGGAAGGAGCAGACGUGGCAGCAGAUGCCAGGCUGGCAGAGCCUGGGAAAGGAGCAGAGAGCGAGAACUCCAGAGGUUCAGCAGGUCUGUUUGUGUGUGAUGUGGGGAACGCAGCCCCGGCUCCAGGACUUCUGAACAACAUCUUUGUGCCAGUUACAUGAGGAAUGAGGCAAAACCAGAUGUAAUCGAGGCCUGAAGAGAGCGAGAACCUCGGGCGGUCCAUUUAUCCUAAUGGAAAAUCAGAGCUUUCAUGUCACAGCGUGGAAAGAUCAGGUGGGGGGAGCGCCAGAGGGGAUGGAAGACAUUGUCGCUGCCUGCCUUGCGGAUAAAGAGUCACAAGGCGAAUGCUCAAAGCUUGCUCCAGAAGUGAACGGUGAAAAGGGGCCAUCAAACAUUGAAGGGUCUUCACUUGGCCCUGGAAACUGUGACAAAGCGCUGCCGUCAGAAGAAGCGCUUAAGGAAAAAGCUAGUGUUGCUGGGGGGGCUUUUGAAAGCCCUAAAAUAAGUGGCGUCACCGGUGAUGACAAUAAGGGACGCAGAGCUGUCCCAAGUGAAACCCGCUUUGUGAACUCGCCGCAUCUUGAUCAAGCUUUAGAUGAAAAUAAUAGCAGAGAGCGCCAGAGCGCUCCAGAAAUCCCACAUCUUGAGGCCUUGGGGAAAAAAGAGAAGUUGUGCAAUGUAGAAAAUGUGGAAGUCCGAGGUCCUGAAGAAGCAGCGACGUUGCAGGAAACAAGGUUGCCCGGUUCGGGAGGUGUCAGAACAGAAGCGUGUCUUAACUGGGAAGGAACCACAGUGAAAGCACUGCUAAGCCCAGUAGAGUUUGCAGGACCUGUUUCCGUCUUCCGGGAGCAGGGAACAUCCAGGUCACCCAACGGCCCUGGUCCAGAAAAGGAGGAGGAAGAGCUUUUCAGCAUUCACACCACAGCUGGCAACGACCCAGUUGCAGGCGAGAGAGUGGGAGAAACUCCUGUUUCAAAUGAGGAUGGGAGUGAUGAACACUCAGCAGAUUCUUUGAACGGGGUCAGACAGAACAAGGUGCCAUUGGAGAGGGAAGGCGAGAUGGCCGGAGAGGGUUUCACUUGCAGCAGAAACUCUGAUGUCAGAGAAAUAAAAGGAGAAGAUACAGAUUUUAAGGAAGAGAUCAUUACAGCUUGCGAGCCUUUGGGAAGUCCUAAGAGAAUGUGUGGCAGGAACAAGAUAAGCCUUAUGAAGCCAAGUUACGUAGUCUUGAAAGAUCUCAGGGACGAGUUAAAAGAAAAAUAUAGAUAUUCGUUAAUGAGCUCAAGUGGCGAGAGACUGUCAUUGAACACCCAAAAGGAGAGAGAGACCGUUUUCUCUGACGCGUUACAAAUCACUUUGCGUGGGGGUUUAGAAGAAAGCAACACUAAGAAACAAAAUAAAGUCCCCAACAUUAAGACAGGGGUGCAAAAUAAGAAUUCAAAUAACGCAAAGAUCACAGAGAUCAGUAGGUCAGAGAAAGGAGUCACUUCCACAGGAUCGAAUGGUAUUGAUACGGAGAUUCACUGCGCUAUUGAAGAAACCCAAGAAAACGGAUCACUAGUGGAAAUGGACUCUUCAGAUUAUUCAGAUAUGUGUGAGCAGGGCAUUUUCGCUAAGCUGUCUCUUCUGGAAGACAGGCAGAAGAGUUCCUCAGUGGAUGUGUUACGUAUACCGGAGGUGUGGGGAGUACAGCCGGAUCCUUCCCCUCUCUCCAGCAUGACCCCUGAGAAAGAGCAGGAAAAACACGGAAAGGUAGUUCCCAUUGAAACGCUUAUAAAACACUGGAACAAAACAGAUAGGGAGUUAGGGAAGGAUAACAUAUCUGAUAGCUCCCUAACAGCGGAUUCUAAUAGAAAGGGAUGUGAUUCCAGAUGUUCAGGAGGAAACCGGACCAGUCGUAUUAGCCAGUCCAGCAGAAUUGUUCUGGCACCUGAGAAUACUGUUAAGGGUCUUAGAAGAAAGCCGAUGGAAGAGACUUCUGCAGAUCUAUCAGUCAACAAGACUCAGCGCAUGCUUGGUGACAAAAAGCUGCGCAAAGCAUGUUGUCUCCUCCCUGCUCGUAGUGAAGAAGACAGAAAUAUCGCAGACCGGGAACCCAUUUGCAUUUCCUCAUCCAGCGCGGCAAAGUACGAAACUCCUGUGAAGCGCGAGCUUUCUCGCACGACGGAGAGCCAUCUUGCUCCAGUGGAAAGCCCAGCGCAGAAUUCCUUGGAGGAAGCUGAAGAAGUCUUCCACGAGCAGCCGAAUGCAGAAGAGCAGAAAUCCUGCAACCAAAGAAACUUCAAACCCAGCCGGGAAAGCGAUGACGGUUCUUGGUUUCUGAGCAAGAUUGCAGAGGAGUUGGAGGCUGCGUGUGUUGAUGCUGAGCACAAGUCAGUGCAACAGGACUCUAAAAGGGAGUGUUUCGGUCCUGCUGAGGUUGCUCUGCUAUCACAAAGCACGGAGGUGUCUGUGUCUUGGAGAAACAAGGCCAAGCGUUGUUCUCCCUCUGGCAUGCAAAGCAACAAGUACCGUGAGAUAAGAAGCAGGGCAGCUCUUUUUUCCCCCAAACAGGACAAAGAUGAAGAAAUUAGCAGUGUAGGAAAGAAAGUGGAUCCUGAACCUGCCCAAGAAACGAGGCGUGAAGGGGAGGAAGAGGACACUUUGGUUCAUCAGCUGAAGGGCGUGCAAAUUGUGUGUUACAACAUGUGUGGGUCAGUAGUCAGACUCCUGGGAGCCCCCAGCAAGGCCCAUAAGACAAGCAGACUGAAGAGGCUGCUGGAGCUGGAGGAUUCAUCGGCUGGUAAAAAAAUGUCUAAGCCGAACUGGGGAGUGACCAGCAGCAAGGCUCCGAGGGCACGUAAGAGAGCGAGGCUGGAGGGAUCAGAGCAUGUGUCAAAUGAGGGAUCUGUUGAUUUGCAGCCUGCUCAGAAGGAAAUUAAAGACAGCGACUGUAACGCGGUGCUGCCUAAGAAAACAAAGAGGCUCCAGAAACCGUAUGCAGCACACAUGCUUUGGCAAAGGCCUUUGAACUCAGAUGACGAUAAUGAGAAGAGGAGGAGGAGAAGGGCAAGAUCUCUCCCUAAGGAAGCUUCUGUUUCUGUUCCUAGUUUGCCGCUGUCUGCAGAACAAAUUCGGGUUAAAGUAAUUGACUCACUGCGUGGGAUGCUACAGAAAAGGUUGGAGGAAUCUCUUGAUCUGGAUGUCCCCGAAGACACGAUAAUGAGAUUAGCAAACAACAUCGAGAAGGAAAUAUUCCGCCUCUUCCUCUGUGUUGACCAGCGCUAUAAAAACAAGUACCGCAGUCUCCUCUUCAACCUGCGAGCACCAAAAAACAAGCUCCUCUUCCAGCAGGUGGUUCUUGGUGAGGUGACGCCACAGCGCCUGGUUCAAAUGAAUUCCCUGGAGAUGGCACCAAAGGAGUUGGCAGAGUGGAGAGCCAGGGAGCACAAGCAGGUGCUGGAGGUGAUAGAGAAACAGCAGCAAGAAGCACCAAUGCGUUGCUCCACAAAACUGACCCACAAAGGAGAACUAGAGAUACACAGAGAGAUGGAAGAGAACGUCACCUUGGAAGACCUGUUUGAAUCAGUGUUAUGUAUGGAGAUGCUGCCAAUUCCCCAGUCUGCUACAGAGUCUGAGAAAGACACCACAGACCAGCAUAAAAGUCACUUACUGGACCUGGAUUGCCAUAUCUGUACUGCAGAGCCAGGCCCUAAUGGCGAAGAAGGGUUUAACCCAUCAAGGAACAAAUCGCUCUCUCGGAAGAAGGAAGCAGAGCUCUUCAGAAAAUUACAUUCAACCAGAGUCUGUUCAGCCAGACGGAGCCAACACUCGGAGAACAAGAGGCCUGUCUCCUCCGGCAUCCUCAGGAAGGAGCCGAGGCUGCAGAAGCCCCUGGAUAAGAGCACGGUGCUGUGGGAAGGAUCCAUUCAGAUGUUCAGCAUCAAAGAGUUUUUAGCCAAAGCGUAUCCAGUUUCAGGCUACGGCAGCCACCUCGUUCAGGCUCUACCAGCACAGAUCCAGUCCAGGGGCUGUACUCUCCCGGAGGACGUCUGGGAUUUUUUAGACAGCAUCUGGCCAGCUGAAGCCAAGCAGAUGAGUGUGAUACGAUUCUACCCUGCUGUGGCCCAGGCCAUGGGCACUUACAACAUGCUCUAUACAUAUUUGAACAACAAGCAGAGAUAUGGCAUUGUGGACAGCAAGCAGAUGGAAAUGUUCCUGGUGCCUCUGCCAGCCUUCCAGCCAGUUCCUGCCAAAUUCCACCCCCAGGGAGGCCCAGGUCUUGAAGCAAAUCAUUCUAGUUUAUUAUUAGGGCUGAUCCUCCCAAAGGCUGCUCCUGGAAAGGCCCCUGCAAGCAGCCUAAAGCCCAGUCUCUCGACGGGAACCAAAAGGAAGAAAGUUACUUUUAAAACCGACCUCGUGACCGAAUGCUUUGCAUUUGCACCACAGAGUCCUGGGAGCAAACAGGAGCUGGCCCCCGCACCCCUGAGCAAGCUGCUGUUUAGCAGUGAGUGUUCCCCACUGAUUUCUCAUGGCCCCGAGCUCCUAACAUUUGAGAAUAUGUUCACUUUUGAUGUGGCAGCAGGUGACGGCUUACACGAAGAGACGUCGUUUGGGGCGUCUGCUUCUCCGUGCCUCCAAACCAGAGGGGAGGAAGCCAACCACUAUAUCCAGAAUGGGGCUCUCCAUUCACUUGGCCACUUGUGCGUGCAUCAGGAAGCUGGUGGAGAGCAGCAGGGUGUGACAAGGGAGCUGCAGGUGGUUGUAGCACCAGACACCUCCCAGACCUGGGAUAUUGGACUGUUGCAUCCAUGGUCCUGUUGUCCUGAUGAGGAGGGUGGCAGUGCUGCCUUCGACGCCAACAUGUGUGCUGUUCCCCAGUUAUCAAUCAUGUUUUAUCCGGUUCAGUCUGAUUCCCACGAGUCUUCUGCUGUUUUGCACCUCCAAAAUCCCGUUGCGACUGGAGACUCCCACCCAGGUGGCCCCAUAGAGGAAGCAUUGUCUCUGAUUCAUCAGCUGGAGGCACUGGUGCAGCAGAAUUCACAGCUCCAGAACCAGACCUUUCCAUUUCCUUCUGUCGAUGGUGCACCUCAGAUAGCAGGAGGAUCCACGUUUCCACCAGCCCAGCAUGGAAGUAGUUGUGCCCCCAGCUCUGAAUGAUCCUUCUACCCUUGUGAUUCUGCGUGUAGAUUUGGAAAUACAUCUUCCACUCCUAGCAUCCUUCCCUUCUGGACAGAGCUCCCUGUUCCAUACUUUGUCUUGCUUUCAAAUCCUAUUAACACUUAAUGCAAAAACAACCAAAUCGGAUUAGUGGCUUUUUAACUAUCUUGCAUAGGGCCAAUUACAACUAAA
Alligator sinensis (Chinese alligator) is the source of this 6004-nucleotide messenger RNA. It is a transcript of the gene SPOCD1, whose product is annotated as SPOC domain containing 1. Gene Ontology annotation, biological process: DNA-templated transcription. Lineage: Eukaryota; Metazoa; Chordata; Crocodylia; Alligatoridae. The coding region runs from base 905 to 5812 and encodes 1635 amino acids. The record is from RefSeq and is a predicted model, not a curated record. The transcript is spliced from 17 exons. Gene Ontology annotation, cellular component: nucleus.